ACCGGCUCCGCUCCGUUCCGCAUCGAUUCCGGCCCCGCUUCGAUCCCGGCACCGGGCUGUGCUCUGGCUCCUGCCGCGACGCUACCGAUACCAGCGCCGGCUCCGCUUUGGUCCUGGCUCCAGUUUCUCUCCGGCUCCGUCCCAGUCCCUGCUAUCCCGAUCCCGCCCCUGCCCCGCUCCGGCCUCGGCCCCGCUCCGCCCGGGAUGGAGGCGCUGCGGGCGGCGGGGCGGGCGGUGCUGCGAAGCCCGCGUCUCGCCCGCACCGGACUGGGGCUGCGCCGGCGCCGCAAGCUUCCAGAGAGCUGGGCUGACAUGCAGGAACCGCUGCUGGAGGGCAUGUGCUUCACACUCAAGUAUCUAGGCAUGACGCUGGUAGAGAAACCCAAAGGAGAAGAGAUGGCUGCUGCCGCCAUCCGCCGGAUUGUGGCCACGGCACGGGUGGGAGCUCGCAAGUUCCAGAAGGUGAUUCUGACGGUGUCUCCGCGGGGAAUCUCACUGCAGGAUGCAGACACGAAGGAGAUGGUUGAGAACAUCUCCAUCUACAGGAUCUCCUACUGCACGACGGACAAGCUGCAGAACAAAGUCUUUGCUUACGUCGCUCAGAGGCAGGAGAGUGGGGCUCUGGAGUGCCAUGCCUUCCUCUCGCCCAAGAAGAAGAUUGCCCAGGCUGUUACUCUGACCGUUGCCCAAGCCUUCCAGAUGGCACUGGAUCUCUGGGAAGCAGCACACGCAGGCUCUAGGCAGGAACAGCCCCUUCACCCUCCAUGUGCCUUGGCAAGCAGUGAGCCCGGCAGACCCAGUGAGCCAACCCCCACGGGGAGCCCUCCCUUCCGACACCAGUUUGGGGAGGAGGAAGAGGAGGAGGAGGAAGAUGAUAACGUUGGUGAAACCUUAUCUGGCAGCAUGGAGGACCUGGGGAUGGGAGCCCACAGCCCUGCAGAGUCAGCACCUCUUGUGCCCAAACCGAGCUCUCCUACUGCCCAGCUACUGUGUUGCCGCUUGGGGCAACCCCCAGAUGGCUGGAAGGAACCCGGAGGGCUUGGAGACCUCCCUGCAGCUGGCCUCAAGACUCUCCAGGGUUAAGCCAAAUCCCUGCCGCCGUGGACCAGCCACUCAGGAUUCACCCUGUGCCUGCCCCUGCCCUGGCACUGCCUGCGGGGCCUGCUGGCACCUCUGCUAUGAAGCGCAGAGACCGCGACUCCUGCUCCUUGUCCUGCUCUACGCCUGCACAAACUGCCUGAAGCUGCCCCCUGCUCCCAGCUUGGGCUGGGAGACCGGUGCUCCGCGCUCUGCCUGCUCCCAGAGCCACCCCACGGAUGCUGAGCCUGCAGGAUGCAGCCAGCAUGCCUGGGACUGACAGUGCUCUCCAUCCCUCACUUGUUUCUCCUGCCUUGCUCCUCAUGGAGGCAACUGAGCAUUGGCCGAGGCUGAGCAACUCCAGAAGAUGGAGGAGGACUUACUCGGCACGCAUGACCAUCAGGGAGCAACAGCUCUUGGCUUGGAGGAGUGAGUGAGGAAGGCUUUGCCUUUGCAGCUCAGCCCCACACCCUCUCCCUAGUGCAACGAGCUGGUUUUUAAAGGAAAGCUCUGCCUUUCUAGGGAA
This is a messenger RNA of Cuculus canorus (common cuckoo), 1603 nucleotides long. Its product is annotated as low density lipoprotein receptor adapter protein 1. The record is from RefSeq and is a predicted model, not a curated record. The coding region runs from base 205 to 1083 and encodes 292 amino acids. NCBI's taxonomy places the organism in Eukaryota, Metazoa, Chordata, Aves, Cuculiformes, Cuculidae. The transcript is spliced from 9 exons.